Molecule: messenger RNA, 2427 nt
Organism: Tribolium castaneum (red flour beetle)
Lineage: Eukaryota; Metazoa; Arthropoda; Insecta; Coleoptera; Tenebrionidae
Gene: Oamb
Product: Octopamine receptor in mushroom bodies
Exons: 7
Coding region: 382-1932 (516 amino acids)
Biological process (GO): positive regulation of cytosolic calcium ion concentration; cell-cell signaling; adenylate cyclase-activating adrenergic receptor signaling pathway
Cellular component (GO): plasma membrane
Molecular function (GO): alpha1-adrenergic receptor activity
Source: RefSeq, a predicted model, not a curated record
CGGUGCGGCGGUUUUGUGUUUUCAGUCUGCGACAUUGCAAGUUUGUUUAAUCAUUUUUCGGCUUAAUUACGCGUCGAAUCUUGAGGGCUUGGUGGUUGGUGGCAGACGAAUUCAAGUGCUGCUGCUGAUAAAUAGAGUGAGGAAAACUGUGCAAAUAUUUAGUGAAAAUUGACAAACGGAUCGUAUUCAGGGUUUCCCAAUUAAGAAGAUGAGGUCGUCUCGAGAUAAACAAGCAGCGAAGGCAUUAUGGAAACGACGAACGAUCUAACGAGAUUACCGUGUCUGUGUUGUAAAUAAUUUCCUUUCGAGGAGAAUGUCUGUGAUUCGGUCGAUUUAAUUUUCGGUGGUGAUGGUGCUAAGACCUCGAAAAGUGCUAAUGUGAUGCGAGAAACACUCAACGCAUCCGCGUGUGCGGCGCUUCUCGAUGCUGUCAAUUGGGGGGAUCCCCAAUUACUUCUCUCCUUAUCAAUCCUAGCUCUUAUCAAUGUUAUGGUCAUUGUGGGCAACUGUUUGGUCAUAGCUGCCGUUUUCUGCUCCUCCAAACUGCGAUCAGUGACGAACUUGUUCAUCGUUUCUUUGGCUGUUGCCGAUUUACUAGUCGGAGUUGCAGUUUUGCCCUUUUCGGCGACUUGGGAAGUUUUUAAGGUCUGGAUAUUCGGCGACGUUUGGUGCAACAUGUGGCUGGCUUUGGACGUCUGGAUGUGCACCGCUUCCAUUCUCAAUUUGUGUGCCAUUUCUCUGGACCGUUAUGUGGCCGUCACGCGUCCCAUCACAUAUCCCAGCAUCAUGUCCCAUUCCAGAGCCAAGCUCUUAAUCGCUGGCUUAUGGGUGCUCAGUUUUGUUAUCUGUUUUCCGCCGCUGGUCGGGUGGAAAGAGACUGAAAGACGUUGUCCUUGGAAGUGCGAACUGACUAACGAGGCAGGGUAUGUUGUGUAUUCAGCCCUUGGUAGCUUUUACAUACCGAUGUUUGUCAUGUUGUUCUUCUACUGGAGGAUUUAUCGAGCGGCUAUAAGAACCACCAGGGCAAUUAACCAAGGAUUUAGGACGACCAAAGGUUCUCGCGGUUUCGGCAACCGUUUCGACGAGCAACGUCUCACGUUGCGCAUUCAUCGAGGCCGUGGCUCUUCAGACAAACGUCCCCACGGCUCCCCUCACAGCAACGGCAGCAACAGCACCACCACAAGCAGCGUCAGCCCCAGUCCUUCCACUCGAGGCAAACACGAGCGCGUCAAAAUCAGCGUCAGUUAUCCCUCCAGCGAAAACCUUUCGCCUAAUCCAAACCUCCUAGCUCCUGCCUCACCCACACAGUUCGCCGUUCAUUACUCCGUGAACGGAAAGGACACCACCACGGCGUUGUACAAACGCGAGAACCAGCUGAGAGUGCAGAGACUGAGCUCCAGGAGGAGGGCCUCCAGGAGGUCAAGCAGUGGCGAUAGCGAACGCGCACCAAGUCCGAGUCCGAGCGCUUGUGAAGAAGGGAAGAAGGUGAUGUCGAGGAGAAUGGGCAAGAGGAACAUCAAGGCGCAAGUGAAGAGGUUUCGCAUGGAGACAAAGGCGGCCAAAACGCUGGCAAUCAUCGUCGGAGGUUUUAUCUUCUGUUGGCUUCCGUUUUUCACCAUGUAUCUAGUGCGGGCGUUUUGUCCCGAUUGCAUUCCACCGUUGCUCUUCUCCAUACUCUUCUGGCUGGGGUAUUGCAACAGUGCCAUCAAUCCGCUCAUUUAUGCCCUCUUCUCCAAAGACUUCAGAUUCGCCUUCAAGCGCAUCAUCUGCAAGUGCUUCUGCAAGGGUCGCGAUGGAGGCGGUCGUCGCGGUUCCGACGGUUCGCAGCUCCAAGGCCGCCAGUUCCGAUCUCCAAGCUACAACGUGCAGCAGCAGGGAAAUUCGCUUGGAGACGACAGUGAUCCAGGCGCAGAUCCGUCGGAUUCGAGGUGACGUAACCGCAGACGGCACGUUUCACAAAUGUACCUGGACAAAAACUCGGUUUUUAAAGUGGCCAUGUGUUUGCACGGCUGACGAAGAAACCUCGCCGGAGAUGGCGACCACAUCUAGACAUACUAGUCUAGCAUUUAUAUUUAUUCGUUCUUUUUUGGAGAGGGAAAGAUUAACGACUUAACUCUUUUAGGAUAAUUUUAAUAAUGUAAGACUUCAUCACGCACAACGGUUUAUUUUUUAAUUUAUUGAUUCGUGCAUUUGUACAUUCUCAUCAUCGCGACCGAUAAUAAAGGCUGUGUUUAUUGUAGCCAAAAAUGUUAGGUAAUUUUUUAUGUCAUCAGAUUUGAUGUCUAAUAUUUAACAACACUACCUGUCAUAGAGUGUGGAGGAGAAAAAGACAAAUUAUUUAAACAAUGUUACAUAUUUGUUAAAACUGUGUUCGACAAUGUACUCUCAAUGUAACAAGUGUAAAUAAAACAUAUACGGAACACAAAA